AUGGCAACAUCCGAAGAUGAAAUCACCAUCAAUGAUAGUUCAUAUGAAUGUUCUUAUAAAUACACAAAAUCAUCUUUGUCAAAACUUUUAAAAGAAAAACCAAAUGAAUUUCGUAUUAUGAAAAAAGAAAAAACAAUGAGUAAUUGUUGGUCAAUUUUUGGACAACCAGCCCGAAAAAACGAACAAGGAACAUAUGUAAUUAUUGAAGGUUUUGUUUCUUGCUCCAAAUGUUUAAAAACAUAUGCUUAUAAUUCAAAUACUGGAACAAAAACUUUGAACGCACAUUCAUGUGUAAAACAAUUUAUAUCUAAUUUAAAUAGUCAAGAAGAAAAUGAAAAUAUUUUAUCAUUAAAUAAUACAAAUAAUAGUACAAUUUCUACUCCAUCAUCAACAUCAACAAUGGCUAUUUAUUCACCAUUGAAUCGUAUGGGAUUGAUUAGUCGAAAAAAAUUAUCUGACAAAGAAAUAACAAAAAUCAAAGAUUUAAGUGCAUUUUGGCUGUGUGAAGCAUUACGACCUUUUUCGAUUAUGGACGACAUAGGCUUAAGACGUCUUGUUCAAGAAUGUAUCAAUAUAGGUGCCAAAUAUGGUUGUAUUGAUGUUGAUAUGGUGUUGCGUCACAGAUCGGUAAUUAGUAAUCAUAUAAAACAAUUGGCAACAACAUCUCGUCAAAUGUUAACAUCUGAUUUCAUUGAACCCUUAAGUGUUCAAGCGUUGACCGUCAUUCCAGACUUAUGGUCUGACAAAUACAAUCAAAUUAGUUUUCUUGGUGCUACAACUACAUAUGUAGAUGCUACAUUUAAUUUCCGGUGUUUUGAUUUAUUCUGUCGUGAAUAUCAGGAAUUGAAUAAACAAAGUGAAAAUAUUCUUACAGCACUGAAGAAAAAUUUAAUGGACUUUAAUAUUCACAAUUUAUCAUCAGUUAAUUUGUGUUCGGAUCGAGGUUCAAAUUUUGUGAAAUGUUUUAAACAAUUCCGUCCCGUUCAUUGUUAUGCACAUCGUAUUAACAACAUAUUAGCACGAACUUUUUUUAAAAGCGAUCAAUCAAAAAAAUCAAAACAAUUUUCAUCAUCAUUAUUAGCAUUAAAAGAUGAAAGUUCUGAAUCAUCAGCAAGUGAAGGUGAACUCGAAUGCCAUGAAUCGGAUGAUGAAAGUAUUCCAUCAAUGAAAAUUAAAAAAACGAAAAAGGUCAAUGCAUCAUUUACAACUGAUAAUACAAACUACAGAAAAAUUAAUCAUAUGCAAUUGAAACUCGUCGAUAUACCUAUUGAAGCACAAGCUUUAAUUGAACAAAUUUCCAAAGCAAAAAAAUUAGUGAAGUACAUAAAAAAAGCUAGUUUAAAUCAAGAAAUUCGUGAUAUUGCUGGUUCAACAUUAAAACAAUGUACUCAAGUUAGAUGGUUAUCAUUGUCUGAUACACUUAUCUCGAUUGUAAAUUCAUAUUCACAAAUAAAAACAGUAUUAACUCGUAAAGGUCAAGCUGCUCGAAUGACUGGAAUUAAUAAAGCUGAUCUGAUGGCAAUAGUACGGUUAUUAAUUCCAUUUAAAAUAAUUUUAACAGCUGUGCAAUAUGGAACAGGACCAUCUCUUCAUAUGGUCUUAUUGUCUACAUUACAACUUCGACAAGUUUUAUCGUCUGCUGAUAAUUUAUAUGAUUUUUAUAAAACAUAUUAUAAACAACAUGAUCAAUCGAAUGAAGUCGAUGGUGGCUUAUCAACAACAAAAGCAUUAGAUACAGAUGACGAUGAUGAUAAUUAUUUUGAAGGAGCUGGUAUUAAAUUCUUACGUCUUCGGUUAUUAUCGUUGCUCAAUUCAAUGUUUGAUAUUGAUAUACGGCAUUAUGCAUCGGUGUUUUUACAUCCAAAAUAUCAUACUUUAAAAUAUUGUACGAAAGAAGAAAUACGUUUAACACAUAAAUUUGUUCGUGAUGAAAUUAAAGCUAUGAAUCAUUUAUCAUCACCUGCAUUACCUGAAGCAGUUGUACAACCACCGAAAAAAAAACAACGUCAACUAUUUGAACAAUUUACAUAUGAUAAUACAUUCGAUUUUCCUGAACAACAUGAUGAUGAUGAUGGUGAACCAUCUGCAAGUUAUUUCAACAACAGAACUGCAGAUGAAGUUACUCAAUAUAUGUGUUUGGUUGGAAAAGUAAACAAAAACAAGGACAAUGAAAAUCCAUUACCUUGGUGGUUUGAACAUAAAUCAAAAUUGCCCAAGUUAUCAUUAUUAGCUCGUCGAUUAUUUUCAAUACCAGCGACUUCAGCCAGCGUCGAGAGACAAUUUUCCAGUGCUGGUUUAGUUUAUACUGAACGAAGAAAUCGUUUAAAUACUGGUCAAUUAGAUAAUGUAUUACUUGUACGUGCAAUGCAACACGCAAAGAUAAAUGAAGUCAAAUAA
This is a messenger RNA of Rotaria sp. Silwood2, 2397 nucleotides long. The record is from the annotation of a GenBank genome assembly. NCBI's taxonomy places the organism in Eukaryota, Metazoa, Rotifera, Eurotatoria, Philodinida, Philodinidae.